This is a messenger RNA of Cryphonectria parasitica EP155, 1398 nucleotides long. It is a transcript of the gene Gdt1, whose product is annotated as putative Gdt1. The record is from RefSeq and is a predicted model, not a curated record. Gene Ontology annotation, biological process: calcium ion transmembrane transport; manganese ion transmembrane transport; Golgi calcium ion transport. The transcript is spliced from 3 exons. Gene Ontology annotation, cellular component: fungal-type vacuole membrane; Golgi apparatus. Gene Ontology annotation, molecular function: calcium ion transmembrane transporter activity; manganese ion transmembrane transporter activity. Lineage: Eukaryota; Fungi; Ascomycota; Sordariomycetes; Diaporthales; Cryphonectriaceae. The annotation marks the transcript as partial.
GGCACUAAAGACGCGCCCGUGGACGGUGUUGACGGGCGCCCACACGAGGGCCCAUUUGUCGAGUCCGAAAACUUACGCUCUUCGACCGGCGACCUUAAGAAGGACCUGCCACCGCUUGAGGGCCGGCCCAGGGAUCCCAACGUCAUCGACGGCGUCAGGAUCCCCGAGACCAAUGAUGGCGUUAUGAACGACCCAAACAGGGCAGAGCCCAAGGAGGGGACGACGGGCACGUCAGGCGGCGUCAGCGAGAAGGACCAGGUGCGCAAGGCCAAGGAGGGUGCGACAGGCGAGAAGACGGAGAACAAACCCGAGCCGCCCAAGGAGGCUCCUCCUUUACCGCAUAGCGAGCAGGAGAAGAUCACGAGCAUGGAUGACUCCAAGAAGGACAAGAGCAAGUCUGACGCCAAGACCAGCAAUGAUGCGUCUGGGCUCGAGAAACCCGUCGACCUCCCCGAGAAGACAUACGAACAGACCAUCCCAGUCCCUAACUCGGCGAACAAGAACCACCUCGACGUAUCCUCGGGCAAGUCGUCCAGCAAAACGAGCAAGCUUGCGUCUGAAGACCCUGACGGGAUCAUUCAGCCUUUCCACUCCUUCAUAUUAUCGAUGGCCAUGAUCCUCUUUUCCGAGAUAGGCGACAAGACCUUCCUUGUCGCGGCCCUCAUGGCCAUGAAGCACGAUCGCGUGGUUGUCUUCACGGCUGCCUUUGGUGCCCUGAUCACCAUGACCGUCCUAUCGGCGGUGCUGGGCCACGCCGUGCCUACGCUCAUCCCCAAGAAAGUCACCAACUUCCUGGCGUCGGCGCUCUUCCUCGUCUUUGGGGCACGCAUGCUCAAGGAGGGGUUGGCGAUGAGCCCCGACGAGGGCGUGUCUGCCGAGAUGGCCGAGGUAGAGAUGGAACUGGAAGAGAAGGAGAACGCGGCGCGCAAGGCUGGGCGGCGGCGGUCGUCCAUUAGCCCCUAUGCGCUCGAGAUGGGCUUGAACAGGACGCACACGCGCAAGUCGCGAUCGCAGUCCCGGUUCCCGACCCCGCCGCGCAGCCCGUCCGCGUCACCGGAGCGCAGCCCGAGCCCCAGGCGCGGCCCGUUCGGGUCGCUCUUCGACGGGGCGAGCAACCUAUUCUCGCUGCUCCUGAGCCCGGCGUGGGUGCAGACCUUUGUCAUGACGUUCCUGGGCGAGUGGGGCGACCGCAGCCAGAUCGCCACGAUUGCGAUGGCUGCAGGCCAGGACUACUGGUGGGUGACGCUGGGAGCCGUAUUGGGCCAUGCCUGCUGCACGGGUGUCGCCGUACUCGGAGGGCGGGCCAUUGCUGGGCGUGUGUCGCUUAGAGUUGUGACCAUCGGCGGAGCAGUGGCCUUUCUCGUGUUUGGCGUCAUCUAUCUCAUCGAGGCGAUGUUG